This is a messenger RNA of Etheostoma cragini (Arkansas darter), 387 nucleotides long. RefSeq names its product serpin A3-5-like. NCBI's taxonomy places the organism in Eukaryota, Metazoa, Chordata, Actinopteri, Perciformes, Percidae. Gene Ontology annotation, biological process: negative regulation of endopeptidase activity. The transcript has 2 exons. The record is from RefSeq and is a predicted model, not a curated record. The annotation marks the transcript as partial. Gene Ontology annotation, molecular function: serine-type endopeptidase inhibitor activity.
GAAAUAUAACCUCUACAUUCCCAAGUUCUCCAUCAAGACUUCCUACACCCUGAACGCUGUGCUGUCCGAUAUGGGAAUGACGGACAUGUUUGGCGGGGCAGAUUUCGGAGGAAUUUCAGAGGCUCGAGGACUUUCCGUCUCCAAGGUCGUGCACAAAGCCACGCUGGACGUGGACGAGACCGGAGCCACGGCUGCAGCCGCCACGGGCGUCGGCAUCGAGAGGCUGGUCCCGGUCCCGGUCCUGGUCCCCGUGCUGAAGUUCAAUCGUCCAUUCCUGGUCCUCAUCGCUGACUCUAACACGGAGGAAAUCCUCUUCAUGGGCAAGAUCCUCAACCCUCUGGUCUGAGGGAUCAGCUGAUCUCAUAUAAAGGAGUCUGAAAACAUCCU